This is a messenger RNA of Hevea brasiliensis (rubber tree), 405 nucleotides long. NCBI's taxonomy places the organism in Eukaryota, Viridiplantae, Streptophyta, Magnoliopsida, Malpighiales, Euphorbiaceae. The record is from the annotation of a RefSeq genome assembly.
AUGGGUAGGGAUCCUAUUGCUGACAUAAUAACCUCUAUAAGAAAUGCUGACAUGAAUAGAAAAGGAAUCGUUCGAAUAGCAUCUACUAACAUCACCGAAAACAUUAUUAAAAUACUUUUAAGAGAAGGUUUUAUUGAAAAUGUCAGGAAACAUAAGGAGGGCAACAAAAAAUUUUUGGUUUUAACCCUACGACACAGAAGGAAGAGGAAAGAACCCUAUAGAACUAGUCUAAAUUUAAAACGGAUCAGCCGACCUGGUCUACGAAUCUAUUCUAACUAUCAAAAAAUUCCUAGAAUUUUGGGCGGGAUGGGCAUUGUAAUUCUUUCUACUUCUCGGGGUAUAAUGACAGACCGAGAAGCUCGACUCGAAAGAAUCGGCGGAGAAAUCUUGUGUUAUAUAUGGUAA